UUAAUACCACUACAUUAUUUAAUUAAUCUAAUUAAGAGUGGCAACUAAUCAAGUUCACAAAUAAAUAAUAGGCCAGUCCAAUCCAAAGACCCAAAACAAAACAUUUGAAGCACAAAGAAGAAAAAGAGAGAAUGGAAAAGAGCAAGGUUUUAGUAGUGGGAGGAACAGGAUACAUAGGAAGAAGAAUAGUGAAGGCAAGUUUAGAACAAGGACAUGAAACCUAUGUGAUUCAAAGGCCAGAGUUGGGACUUCAAAUUGAGAAGCUUCAAAGACUUCUAUCAUUCAAGAAACAAGGUGCUCAUAUUGUUGAGGCAUCUUUUUCAGAUCAUAAGAGUCUUGUUGAUGCUAUCAAAAAAGUUGAUGUUGUCAUCAGUGCUAUAUCUGGUGUUCAUAUUAGGAGUCAUAGUAUUGGCUUGCAACUUAAACUUGUUGAUGCCAUCAAAGAAGCUGGUAAUAUUAAGCGUUUCUUGCCUUCAGAAUUUGGCCUAGACCCAGCAAGAAUGGGACAUGCAUUGGAGCCAGGAAGGGUAACAUUUGAUGACAAAAUGGCUGUAAGGAAAGCAAUAGAAGAAGCUAACAUUCCUUUCACUUACAUCUCUGCUAACCUCUUUGCUGGAUACUUUGCUGGAAGCCUCUCUCAGAUGGGUUCUUUUGUGCCUCCUAGGGACAAGGUUCAUCUCUUUGGAGAUGGCAAACAUAAAGCUAUUUUUCUUGAUGAAUAUGAUGUUGCAACAUAUACAAUCAAGACAAUAGAUGAUCCUCGAACCUUAAACAAAACAUUAUACCUUAGACCACAAGAAAACAUUCUCUCCCAAGGAGAGCUUAUUGGAAUUUGGGAAAAACUUAUUGGAAAGGAUCUGGAGAAGACAUACAUUCCUCCUGAGGGCUUCCUUACAACAUUGAAAGGAUUGGAAUAUAAACUUCAAGUAGCAAUUGGACACUUCUAUCAUAUUUUCUACGAGGGUUGUUUGACAAACUUUGAAAUAGGGGAAGAUGGAGAAGAAGCAUCCAAGCUUUACCCUGAAGUGAAUUACACACGCAUGGAUGAGUACCUAAAAAUUUAUGUGUAAAAAUGAAAUACUUCCACGUGAGGUUGUGGUUCAAGCACAGACAUGUUUGUUGGCUAAAAUUACCUUACCUUUAGGAGAUUUUGUGCUUUUAGUUCAAUUGGGAAUAAACUGGAUAUUUCAGAUAUUAAAUGUCAAUGUAAUGUAUUUUUCUUUUUCAAUUUUUUUCAAAAUUGCAGACAUGCAGUUAUAAUUUGGAAUAUAAUUUAAAAUUCCAAA
Messenger RNA from Medicago truncatula (barrel medic), 1286 nucleotides. RefSeq names its product isoflavone reductase homolog. The record is from RefSeq and is a predicted model, not a curated record. Lineage: Eukaryota; Viridiplantae; Streptophyta; Magnoliopsida; Fabales; Fabaceae. Gene Ontology annotation, molecular function: oxidoreductase activity. The coding region runs from base 132 to 1070 and encodes 312 amino acids. The transcript is spliced from 4 exons.